CGAGAAAAGAGAGAGAGAGAUGGAGAAAGGGAGAGAAACGAGCCUGGGGGAGCGGGGCCUACACGUUUCACUGUUUCCCUUUUUGUAUUUUCUCGAGAACUCUCUCUCUCCUCGCCCACAGGCGACGCUCCCCUCUCUCUCCUCCCCCUCUUCUCUCUUCCUUCUGCCCCUGUCUCCAGCGGCUUUAAUUUGAAAUUAUACGCGCACUUCGUGUCUUUCUCGCUUAUAUUAUUCCUUUUCUUUCCCCCUUCAUUUAUUACCUCUAUCUAUCUUCCCAUCUACUCUCUAGACGCCCUCGAAUCCCUCCCUCCUCAUCUGGGUUCGGUCGGUUCUUUGAACCGUCGCCCCCGCUUCGUCAAAGUGGAGUUUUUGAAAUCGACCCACCUGAUCUUUCCGCAAUUCCUGUCGUUGUGGAGGUUUGCCGAGGGCAGAGUCGUGGACUUUUUGUGAACUCUGCGGAAUCAGGGUUCGAAUUUUUUCAAGCUGAAGGCAAAUUUCUUUUAUAAUCAGUUUCAUAGGCUAGGAAGUCUCUUUGAGCGAAAUGGCUUCUGCAAAUUCAUUCUUUGAUGAGAUCCGAAACAAACCUGAGGUUAUUGAUCCUCCUCAAAGUGAAGACAAGACAGACAUCGGUGAAAGUGUGAAUGAUCCAACGCAAAAUGCUCUCAAACCUAAUGUAACUGUCUCUAGCAGUGUCCGAGAGCUAUUAGAGUGCCCUGUGUGCUUAAAUGCAAUGUACCCUCCUAUCCAUCAGUGUUCGAAUGGCCACACACUGUGUUCUGGUUGCAAGCCAAGGGUGCACAACAGAUGUCCUACUUGCAGGCACGAACUCGGGAACAUCAGAUGCCUUGCACUGGAGAAGGUGGCUGCCUCUCUUGAACUUCCAUGUAAAUAUCAGAGUUUUGGGUGUGUAGGCAUAUACCCGUACUACAGCAAGCUGAAGCAUGAAUCACAAUGUGCCUUUAGACCCUAUAGUUGCCCCUAUGCCGGAUCAGAAUGCACAGUCAUCGGUGACAUUCCUUGUCUGGUAGCCCAUCUCAAAGAUGAUCACAAAGUUGACAUGCACAAUGGCAGUACCUUUAACCACCGAUACGUCAAAUCAAAUCCACAUGAGGUCGAGAAUGCCACGUGGAUGCUAACGGUUUUUAGUUGCUUUGGUCAGUAUUUUUGCCUGCACUUCGAGGCCUUUCAGCUCGGAAUGGCACCAGUCUACAUAGCAUUCCUGCGGUUUAUGGGUGAUGACAACGAGGCGAAAAACUACAGUUACAGCCUCGAGGUUGGUGGGAACGGGAGAAAGAUGAUCUGGCAAGGUGUGCCUCGGAGCAUAAGGGACAGCCACCGCAAAGUCCGCGAUAGUUUCGAUGGUCUCAUCAUCCAACGCAACAUGGCUCUCUUCUUCUCUGGUGGCGACCGGAAGGAACUGAAGCUUAGGGUGACUGGUAGGAUCUGGAAAGAACAGUGACGGCGGGGUACUUCCGUCUCAUGCUCCUUUAGAUUAUCCUGCUCUUAAAAAUCAGAAUAGUUCGUCCGCGUAGUGAUCACCACGUCUUCUUGGGCAUGUAUUUUUUGGGAAUUUUAGGGGGGGCAAUGUCUCUUUGCUUGAACUAUGCAUCGAAUACAUGAAUGGGAAGACAGCAAAAAUGUCGUAUAUUCCAAGCAGAAGAAUGAGAACGUGUUGUAUUGUCUUCCUUCUCUUACUUUUCGUGUC
Eucalyptus grandis is the source of this 1705-nucleotide messenger RNA. Its product is annotated as E3 ubiquitin-protein ligase DIS1. The record is from RefSeq and is a predicted model, not a curated record. NCBI's taxonomy places the organism in Eukaryota, Viridiplantae, Streptophyta, Magnoliopsida, Myrtales, Myrtaceae. Gene Ontology annotation, molecular function: ubiquitin protein ligase activity; zinc ion binding; protein binding. Gene Ontology annotation, cellular component: cytoplasm. The transcript has 5 exons. Gene Ontology annotation, biological process: ubiquitin-dependent protein catabolic process; multicellular organism development. Bases 542 to 1459 code for a protein of 305 amino acids.